CAGUAACACAACAGCGAGAUCAAGCUGAGUGUUGUCGGCCCAUGGGCUCCAACUGUGCAAGACAGACCUCAAGUCUGUCAAACGGAGAUUCCUCCGACAGUAUUUUAUAAGAAAAGCGAUAGACAACUUUUCUGGUGCGAGGUCAGACAGAAGUUGUCAUCACCAUGUGGAUUACUCCAGAAGAAGUGUUGCUCGCCAACGCUCUGUGGGUUAGCGAAAGGGCGAACCCCUUUUUCAUUCUACAGCGAAGAAAGGGACAUGGAAAAGGAGGAGGCAUCACUGGGUUGCUAGUUGGUACGUUGGAUGUGGUGCUGGACUCCAGUGCCCGAGUGGCCCCCUACAGAAUCUUACAUCAGACAGGGGACUCCCAGAUCUUCUGGAGCAUAGCAUGCGGCUCCUCCAGGAAGGAGAUCACGGAACACUGGGAGUGGCUGGAAGCCAAUUUGCUGCAGACGCUGUCAAUCUUUGACAACGAGGAUGACAUCACCACCUUCGUCAAAGGGAAGAUUCAGGGCAUCAUGGCGGAGGAGAACAAGUGUCGUAAGGCCCAGGACGAUGAGGACUCCGGAAAGUUCCGGGAGGCGGAGCUGAAGAUGCGCAAGCUGUUUGGCAUGCCGGAGGAGGAGAAGCUGGUCAACUACUACUCCUGCAGCUACUGGAAGGGCCGCGUGCCACGCCAGGGAUGGCUCUACCUCACCGUCAACCACCUCUGCUUCUACUCCUUCCUGCUGGGCAAAGAAGUGACCCUGAUCGUGCCGUGGACAGACGUCACGCAGCUGGAGAAGAACGCCACGCUGGUGUUCCCCGAGAGCGUGCGGGUGAGCACGCGCGACACGCAGCACUUCUUCUCUAUGUUCCUGAACAUCAACGACACCUUCAAGCUGAUGGAGCAGCUGGCCACCAUCGCCAUGCGACAGCUGCUGGACAACGAGGGCUUCGCCGCCGACCGCACGCUGCCCAAGCCCUGCAAGACACUCAAGAACGUCUCAGCGCUCAAGAGGGAUCUAGACGCGCGGGCGAAGAACGAGCGGUACCGGGCGCUGUUCCGGCUGACGCAGGACGAGCGCCUGGACGGCCACACGGACUGCACGCUGUGGACGCCCUUCGCCAAGAUGCACGUGGUGGGCCAGAUGUUCGUCUCCAACAACUACAUCUGUUUCGCCAGCCGCGAGGAGGACAUGUGCCAGCUCAUCAUCCCACUACGGGAGGUGUCCAUAGUGGAGAAAGCAGACAGCAGCAGCGUGCUGCCCAGUCCGCUGUCCAUCAGCACCAAGAACAAGAUGACCUUCCUCUUCGCCAACCUGAAGGACCGGGACUUCCUGGUCCAGCGCAUCUCCGACUUCCUGCAGCGCACGCCCGACCGCCUGUGGAGCGAGGGCGACCCGCUGAGCGGCCAAUCAGAGACCCCGAGCCCCACCACCACCACCCCCACCCCUCCAGCGUCCAGCCCCCCCUCCCUGGGAGCAGGGGGCCCCCCGUCUCUGGGAGCAGGGGACCCCCCCACUCUGCUGCGGCACUACAACCCCGAGCUGCCCACGGCCAAGCAGGGCCUGCUCAGCAUCUACCAGAAGGACGCGCCUGAGGAGGACAUGAGCCCCAAGGCUACCAAAGAGAAGAUGAAGGAGGAGGCGUGGAACAUCCACUUCUUCGAGUACGGCCGAGGGGUCUGCAUGUACCGCACCUCCAAGACGCGCGAGCUGGUCCUCAACGGCAUCCCAGAGAGUCUGAGGGGAGAGCUCUGGCUGCUCUUCUCCGGUGCCCUGAAUGAGAUGGCGACCCAUCCGGGCUACUACGCGGAGUUGGUGGAGCAGGCCAUGGGCCGCUGCACGCUGGCCACGGAGGAGAUCGAGCGGGACCUGCAUCGCUCCAUGCCCGAGCACCACGCCUUCCAGAACGAGAUGGGCAUCGCCGCCCUGAGACGUGUGCUCACUGCCUAUGCCUACCGCAACCCCAACAUCGGAUACUGCCAGGCCAUGAACAUCGUGACGUCUGUGUUGCUGCUGUAUUGUACAGAGGAGGAGGCCUUCUGGCUGCUGGUAGCUCUGUGUGAGAGGAUGCUGCCGGACUACUACAACACCAGGGUCGUAGGUGCCCUGGUGGACCAGGGUGUGUUUGAGGAGCUGACGCGUGAGUGCCUGCCCCUCCUCUACGAGCACAUGCAGGACCUGGGCGUCAUCUCCACCAUCUCGCUCUCCUGGUUCCUGACGCUCUUCCUCAGCGUCAUGCCCUUCCACAGCGCCGUGCUGCUGGUGGACUGCUUCUUCUACGAGGGCAUCAAGGUGGUCUUCCAGGUCUCCUUGGCCGUGCUGCACGCCAACAUGGACCAGCUCAUGGCCUGUAACGACGAGGGGGAGGCCAUGACCAUACUGGGCAGGUAUCUAGACAACGUGGUGAACAAGCAGACGGUGUCUCCGCCCAUCCCCCACCUGCACGCCCUGCUGACCAGUGGGGACGAGCCGCCGCCGGAGAUUGAUGUGUUCGAGUUGAUCAAGGCGUCCUAUGAGAAGUUUGGGAGCCUGCGUGCUGAUGUCAUCGAGCAGAUGCGGUUCAAGCAGAGGUUAAAGGUCAUCCAGUCUCUGGAGGACACGGCCAAGAGGAGCGUGGUGAGAGCCAUCAUGACGGACUCGGCCUUCAGCAUAGAGGAACUGGAGGAGCUGUAUGUUCUCUUCAAGGCCAAGCACAUCAUGAGCUGCUACUGGGGCGCGAGCAGCACGGCGGCGGAGCGCCACGACCCCAGCCUGCCCUACCUGGAGCAGUACCGCAUCGACCUGGGCCAGUUCGGACAGCUCUUCGCGGCCCUGGGCCCCUGGGGCUGCGGCAUCCACACCGUCACCCUGGCCUCGCGCCUCUUCCGCCUGCUCGACCAGAACAAGGACGGACUCAUCAACUUCAAGGAGUUCGUCACGGGACUCAGUGGAAUGUAUCAUGGAGACAUGACGGAGAAACUCAAGCUGCUCUACAAGCUCCAUAUGCCUCCAGCUUUAUGUCCAGAGGAGGCAGAGUCUGCACUGGAGGCCACGCAGUUCUUCACAGAUGAGGACACUCCCACGGAUUCUCCCUUCCUGUCUCAUCUGGAUUUCCUGGUGCAGGAAGUCAUUGAAGGUGAAGAGGUGAAAGAGUCCGGAGAUGCUGGAGACGACGACUCGGAAGACAAGAAAGAGGAGAAGGUGAAGGACUACAAAUAUUACCUGAGGAUGUGGGCCAAGGAGAAGGAGCCCAAAAAAGAGACCAUCAAAGACCUGCCCAGGAUGAACCAGGAGCAGUUCAUCGAACUGUGCAAGACGCUGUACAACAUGUUCAGCGAGGACCCGCUGGAGCAGGAGCUGUACCACGCCAUCGCCACCGUGGCCAGCCUGCUGCUGCGCAUCGGGGAGGUGGGCAAGAAGUUCACCAACAACGGCAACAACAACAAGAAGGGCCUGGAGGCCCAGGCGAUGCUCCAGCCUCCUCAGGCCCAGGCGAUGCUCCAGCCUCCAGGGGUGGAUGGUUUGCCCCUACUGCACGAUGAGGAGGACUCUAAUGGGGAAGGCAACUCCAGGCAAGCCCUGAUCUGCAAGGCCCUGGCUGAGGCCCAGUUGGAGCCUGCUGGACCGGUGGUGGUGGGCGCCCCUGGCGCCGGGGGCAACGGCAACGGCGGCUCGGACGAGGAGGGCAAAGACGACACGUCUGUCUCGUCCUACUCGGUGGUGAGCGCAGGCGAGCUGCAGUGCGAGGACAUCGACGACACUGUGCUGAUUGGCUGCGGCCCCGGCAACGGUGACCACAGGAGGCGGGGCAGCGCGCCCGACGCGGAUUGGUCGAUCACCUUCGAGCAGGUGCUGGCCUCCAUGCUGACGGAGCCGGCGCUGGUGGACUACUUUGAGAAGAAGCAGGACUUCCCGGGCAAGAUGGCCGCCUGCAAGACCCAGAGGGCCGUGGAGAGGCAGGUCAGCUCCUCCAGCGACCACGAGCUCGCCCAGCUCUCCACUUGAUGAUCACGAUCAUGAUGAUGAUGAUGAUGAGCGGGGAUAGAAAAACAAACUUGAUGAUGAUGAGUGGUUGUCAUGACAAGUUAUGACACAUGAGGCAGAGUUACACUUGCGUACACAGACACACACACAGACAGACAGACACACACACAAACAAACACACACACACACACACACACACACACACAGUCCUAUACCCCUCACAGUGUGCGUGUUUGUGUAAGGGAAAGUAAGAAUGAUGAGAAGCAUGUUUGCUCCAAUAGCUUGCUAAGUGACCACAAGCUGGCUCACUUGAUGAAGACUGGGGGAACCAACUGCUCAAUGACAUUGUUAUAUGAGAAGUGAUAAUUGAGACUGAAAUGGGUUCCACACUCCUGUGUACACACACACACACACACACACACACACACACACACACACACACACACACACACACACACACACACACACACACACACACACACACUCAUAUUAUAUACCUAUACCUAUGUGUGCUUGUGUAUGGGAGAGCGUGGACACAAGUGGUCUUUACGAGUAUUACGUGUACAAUGUAUGGGAAUGUAGGAGACGUAUGGCUAAAAAACUUGCACAUUAAUAGCGUGGACAUGAGCUUCAGACACUUGCAUACACAUCUAGGUGUGUGUGUGUGUGUGUGUGUGUGUGUGUGUGUGUGUGUGUGUGUGUGUGUGUGUGUGUGUGUGUGUGUGUGUGUGUGUGUGUGUGUGUGUGUGUGUGUGUGUGUGUGUGUGUGUUGGUCAGUGUGUCUGCUACAGAGUGAUGGACAGAAGUUCUUGUUUCCAGACACUCGCAGACAAUGGCCGAGGUUGACUGUCUUCAUGUCAUUCCACCCUCCAGCCCAAGCAUGAAACGUUCUGUCUAACUUCUGUCUCACGUGGAUCAGAUCGUGAUCGGCUACCACGAGUUGUGAGCUCGUCUUUUAUUCUUCGGCCAUGGGCUGGCCAUCAUCUCCCAAGUAAUCACGGUCAUGCACCUUGUAACAACCGCCAGGUCCAGUGGUUUGAUAACUUGGGGCUUGAGUCCAAAAAAAAAAAAUUGAGGCCUUGUGUCACUUUUUAUUAUUAUUUGUUGCGUUUACUUCGUUUAUUUGAUAUUUUUUAUUAUUGUUGUUGUUGAUGACACUAUCCACGUCAGCCAGUAAGUAAAUAACACCCCGUGGAGCUGUGCCCAGUCCUGAGAGUCUGUUCUAUCCUGACUCUCUUAUCACUGUAAUCUCUUUGUGCCAAUGUGUACGAUUAUGGGUCUGUACAUUUGAUUUGAAUAAUCCUAGCACUGUGGGUCGGGACGGGAUCUUACCGUACACUAAAAAAAGCAUUGUGAAGUAGUUGGACUAAAAGCGUUGUGGAGUUAGUUUGACUGAACCCAAUCUCGUUUUUUGAAGGACAGGUCUAUUGUCAGACAUUCCCUGUUGGGUGGACAGAGAAUGUGUACUCUACGUUUCGGUGAUGUCGUGUCUCUUUCUCCUGGACUCAACAGUAGAAGCAGCUGACUUAAACAGGAUGAGAGCAACGUAUCUGGAAUGUGCAUUAUACAGUUUUUCAUGGAGGGAUAUUCAUGGCUUAGUCACUAACGCAGGAAAUGCAAGUAAGGAGGUAAACCUACUAAUGUACUAUGAGCUCAAUACUGUCAAAAAAAGAGGCAAAGGGCUUUUGUAUUGGCUGGUUUAUAACUUCUAAGACACCACCAAGAUACCAUAGGGACUUAACUAAGCCUGUUUUCUGGAAUAGCCUAGAUGUGUGCAUCUCUGUGUGUGGUGAGUUCUCUUCUAUUCAGCUUGUCUGUGUGUUCUGUGUGUCAGAACAUUUCAAGUCACCUCCUCCAGGGGGCGUUUGCCUUUGUUUGAUGGCCUUCAAUGCCUAAACAUGUUCUAUUGUGCAGAAUAGUGUCCUCCUACUAUUGGGAUGAUAACUGUCUAUUGUGUACUACGUUUGGUCCUGGGCCAGUAACCUACUACAUCCACUCUUGAAUGAUUACUGAAAGUAAUCCAAUGUAAAGUAGUCUAAUGUUGGCAGAUGGCAAAGUUACUGUCCUCGACACCCUGAUGUUAAUAAUACGUGCUGAGGUGGUCAGUAUUAAAGUUGAAGCCUUUUGAAAGGCUCCCCUAUAAGAAAAAAACGAAGAAACAAACAAGAAAAUGCAAAUCCUUGGUACAGCUGUAAUGUUUAUCCACAUUCAUGAGCAUCAUGUACGUAUGCAAAAACUGGUUUACAACUCGUCUCUAAUUUGGGAGUUGGGACUGUUUACCCGGAAGUCCUAAAAUCGAGUCUUGUUUUACAUGAUUUAUGACCUGUCUGGCGAUGUGGUUGUAAUAUACAGCAUGCCAUGGAAGAAGGAUAGGGAUUGGCUCAUGGUGUUAGGAAGUGUGUAUUAUUUGCAUAGACGCAAUGCUGGCUUCUUGAGUUGCUAGGGUACUUUGGCUAAUUUGUUUUAAAACAUGUCACCAAAUACCAUGUUGUUUUACGUACGUUUUUUGUUUUGUUUUUAUUUGAGUUGAUGAACUUUUUUUUUGCUCAUUACUCAUGUCUGUGUAAAUACCCAUGCUAAUCUUUAUGCAAAGCUAAUUGUCCUCUUAAGCUGUAAAUGAUUGCACACCUUUAUUUUCUUAUAUAAAAUGUUUUAUUGUUAAAACUCUAUAUCUAAUACGAUGUAACAUUUCCCUGAGAUGCUUUUUUGUCCCCUCCUCGCUUUUAAAAUAGCAUUAUCUAUACUCAUUCGUUUUUAAAGUAUUAUUUUAUCGCAUCAAGAUUGUUACUCAAUAAAGUAUGUUGAUUUAUACUUUGUUUUCUGACACCAAAUACAGUUGCUUUCGUGUCUUUUAGCUGCUUCUCAUGAAUAGGACGUUAAACCAAUCUGUUAUGAAUGACAAGGAAGUGAUCUGCAUCAGAUGUCCGUAUAACAUCAGGUGUUUGUCACUUCACCUGUUGCGCACACUCGUUUCAGUUUAUUAAUGGAUAUAUGGCUGAUGUCUGGUGGAAGACUAUGAUGUGCACAUCUAACUACAUUGAGAUGUCUGUCCCUUUCUAAUCAAUGACAACCCCCACCUCUCCUCCUGCCUUGCACCCACUUCACUGAGCAUCAAAGUGGAUCUUGGUAUUUGUCAGUGUUUUCUAUGUUUACCCUAACUGUGAAAUUAAAAAAAAUGCUUUAACUGAAACGGACCACUAACCACAGUCAAUUCUCUGUGUACGAUAAUGUGCUCCCAGUCCUUGUCCAUCACCGUAAUUCUCAAUAUGUAUCUUCUCCAGUCCUGUGCAAAAUGUGCAUCCAUUUUUUUGGUGUUUGGUGCCUCAAACGCCAAGGCAAGUGUCGUCUCCACAGACUUGAGUUAUUUAUUUCACACUGCUUCACUGUAGGUGGUUUCGCAUAACUAUUGAGCAGUAAUGCAUCAUAUCAUCUUGUGUAAUAAAUGAAAAUUCCAUAUUAUA
Engraulis encrasicolus (European anchovy) is the source of this 7411-nucleotide messenger RNA. Its product is annotated as TBC1 domain family member 9B. Bases 165 to 3971 code for a protein of 1268 amino acids. The transcript has 23 exons. NCBI's taxonomy places the organism in Eukaryota, Metazoa, Chordata, Actinopteri, Clupeiformes, Engraulidae. The record is from RefSeq and is a predicted model, not a curated record. Gene Ontology annotation, molecular function: calcium ion binding.